Megalops cyprinoides (Indo-Pacific tarpon) is the source of this 978-nucleotide messenger RNA. Its product is annotated as olfactory receptor 2AT4-like. The transcript has a single exon. The record is from RefSeq and is a predicted model, not a curated record. Gene Ontology annotation, molecular function: olfactory receptor activity; G protein-coupled receptor activity. NCBI's taxonomy places the organism in Eukaryota, Metazoa, Chordata, Actinopteri, Elopiformes, Megalopidae. Gene Ontology annotation, biological process: G protein-coupled receptor signaling pathway. Bases 1 to 978 code for a protein of 325 amino acids. Gene Ontology annotation, cellular component: membrane.
AUGGAACAGGAAAACCAGACCGGGUUGAAGGAGUUUGUCAUCGUCGGCUUCCCAGGACUCCUCCCCGAGUACUACGGCCUGGCCUCGGCUGUGAUGUUCCUUGUCUAUUUCUGCACUUUGGUUGGAAAUGUGUUAUUUCUUUUCCUGUUGUUCAAGGAGCGCAGUCUGCACAAACCCAUGUACUAUAUCAUUUUAAACCUCGUCAUAUCUGACAUACUGUUCAGCACCACCACUCUGCCAAAGAUCAUCGCCAGGUAUUGGUUUGAUGCAGGAGCCAUUUCAUUCACUGCCUGCUUUGUGCAGAUGUAUUUUGUGCACUAUUUCGGAACAGUGAACGCUGUCAUAUUACUAUUAAUGGCUGUAGAUCGAUAUGUGGCAAUAUGUUACCCACUCAGAUAUCCCAUGGUCAUGACAAACUUCAAUGUAUGCAUUCUCAGCGUCAGCACCUGGAUAAUUUCACAGGUUGGUCCACUUAUGAUGGUUAUUAGGGCAUAUCCUCUGCCUUACUGCGCAUCGAACGCAAUCGUUCAGUGUUACUGCGACCACAUCGCAAUCACGGUACUGGCGUGCACAGACAGGACCCCUUACGGUUUCCCAGCCUUCAUUCUUGCAAUGUUCGCACUACUGGUGCCCCUCGGCUUAAUUGUAUUUUCUUACUGCGCCAUCAUUGUUGCGGUCCUUAAAAUCGCCAGCACCCAAAGCCGCCUCAAAACUAUGUCCACCUGCAGCGCCCAGCUGAUCAUCAUCGCCCUCUACUUCCUCCCUCGGUGCUUCGUCUAUCUGGCCAGCAACGUGGGCAUCACCUUCAGCACCGAUCUGCGCAUUGCCAUCAUCAUGCUUUACAGUCUGCUCCCCCCGAUGAUCAACCCGCUCAUAUACUGCCUGAGGACUGCGGAGGUUAAACAGAGUUUGAUCAAAAGAUUCAGAGGUGCAAAUGUUGAUAUUGAGAAACCAGAUGUGCCGGAGAACCAAAACUAA